Messenger RNA from Peronospora belbahrii, 711 nucleotides. Lineage: Eukaryota; Oomycota; Peronosporomycetes; Peronosporales; Peronosporaceae. The record is from the annotation of a GenBank genome assembly.
AUGGUCAUCAAAAGUCUCAAGGGUAAAUCAAAUGCCAGCGCUCGUUGGGUACGUCGACAAUGGAGUGAUCCUGUCGUAAAGCAAGCGAAACGUGAAGGUCUUCGUUCUCGUGCGGCCUUGAAAUUGCGUGAGCUCAACGAUCGGUAUCAGCUAUUGAGACGAGGCGAUUUGGUACUGGACUUAGGUGCAGCACCCGGUGGUUGGACCCAAGUGGCAGCGGAGACCACAGCAUUAAAGAGCAAUAGAAAACAGCAGAAUUCGAGUCAACCGACAGUUGUGGCCGUGGAUCUCAAACAUUUUGACCCCGUCCAAGGUGCGGUAAGUGUGAUAGGCGAUUUUAGACAAACGGGGGUGAGGAAGCAGCUGAAUGAAGCCUUAAGAGGACGCAAGGCCGAUGUGGUGCUUAGUGAUAUGGCUCCGUCCUUCUCGGGCAACUUGUUCAUGGACAGUCAGCACCAGUUGCGAUUGUGUCACAAUGCGCUCAAGAUGGCAGGACUCUUUUUGCGACCUGGGGGGCAUUUUGUGACAAAGAUUCUACGCUGCGAUGGUUCGGAAGAGUUUCGAGCGGAUCUUAAAGAAGUAUUUGAUGUGGUGAAAGCCAUGAAACCUCCGUCUUCCAGGUCCGAGUCUACGGAGAUAUUCAUGGUGGCCAAAGGUUUUCAAGGUCUUGAUUCCAAUAAGGAUCAACACAGUAUCAGUAGAGAGGAAUGA